AUGGCCGACCAGCCGUAUUUUUACACCCGGCUGUGGGAGAGCAUUCCCUCCGCGCUCCCAUGGACCAGCGGUGACCCGAAUGCUAAAGGGGACCCGCGAAAGACCGUCAAAUGGAUUGAUGGUCUGCGAGGCAUCGCUUCGAUUAUGGUCGUCAUGACACACUUGGCUCGAUCUUACGACUACGAUCUGUUUUCUCCUCGGGACAACCCAGACGUGCCCCCCCGGCUGUUGCAGCAGAUUGUUCUGCGGAUUCCCUGGCAGGGUCGACUGGGUGUCACCAUCUUCGCUUUCCUGACCGGCUAUGUGUGCGCUCUGAAACCCAUGAAACUGGCUCGUGCUGGAAACACAAAUGCCGCUUUCACCACCAUAGCCAAGAGUGCAUUCCGUCGUCCACCUCGUCUAAUGUUGCCUGCGACGUUUGCCAUGUGUAUUUCCUGGAUGUUGGCACAGUUUGGAGCAUACACUGUUGGCAACCGCUGCGACUCGUCCUGGACCCGAGAUGCGUCCCCCGAUAUCGAAGACAGCCUCUACAAGGAGAUCAUUCGCCUGUUCAAUGCAUUUUUGAUUGCCUGGACCAAUACUGACUACCGGAUUCAUAUGGUGUAUGAUGAGCAUCAGUGGGCGCUGUUGCCGCUGCUCAAGUGCUCCAUGUUGAUUUUUAUCGUCUGUUUCGCUACUGCUCUAUGCAAAUACCGCUGGCGUUUCUUUAUCUGCGUUAUGCUGGUUUUGUACUUUCACCAAGACUUCAAACUUGAUCGCGAAACUUUCCAGAUCCAGGCCCUGUACGGGAUGAUUCUGAGCGACUUAUCGUACGAGCAGCGCUACAAAGAUUUGAUGCAGAGCGCCACCUGGCGAUGGCCUCGCCGUAUUGUCGCCUGGGCUCUGCUAGCUGGCGGUCUAUUUGUCUGCUCGUACCCUGGCGAACACCCUGAAUGGGCGCCGUGGUCUCAACGCAUGGCUGAGAUGUCCCCAUACAUGUUCCCGCCGGGUUCCAACUGGGGCAAGCGAUGGACGGCCAUUGGAAUCGAUAUGAUCAUCAUGUCUAUCUUCUUAACAAACUGGUCCAAGGAAUUUCUGUCGAGCACUGUUCUGCUGUGGCUGGGCAAGCAGAGUUUUGCCGUGUACUUGCUUCAUGGUACUCUCUUGCGCACUGUUCUAGUCUGGAUUAUCUACGGUAUUUCUGGUCAGCCAUGGGUAUUUACGACAGAUGAUGAGGGCAAUGAAAUCCCCCCUCCUUGGCUACCACGCCGUGCACCGUGGGUGUUCGCCGUAGGCAUCCCGUGUUGGCUGGUGCUGCUCUACGGCUGCGCCAGUCUCUGGACGAGCUACGUUGAUCCCGUAUGCGCGAAAAUCACCGCCAAAAUUGAAAAGCAAUUCUUCGAUGAAGAAGACGAGAAGGGACCUGAAUUGAUUCCCAUGGCCUCGCGGCCGAUGCCUACGACCUGA
Talaromyces proteolyticus is the source of this 1446-nucleotide messenger RNA. Its product is annotated as acyltransferase family-domain-containing protein. The transcript has 2 exons. Lineage: Eukaryota; Fungi; Ascomycota; Eurotiomycetes; Eurotiales; Trichocomaceae. Gene Ontology annotation, cellular component: membrane. Bases 1 to 1446 code for a protein of 481 amino acids. Gene Ontology annotation, biological process: polysaccharide biosynthetic process. Gene Ontology annotation, molecular function: acyltransferase activity, transferring groups other than amino-acyl groups. The record is from RefSeq and is a predicted model, not a curated record.